GAAGGCAGGUACUUACAAGGAGAAUAUUGAAAUCGGUACAAAGUUGAAGAACAUAAUGCUAUUAGGAGAUGGUAUUGGAAAAACCAUCAUAACCGGUAGCAAAAGUGUUGGAGGAGGUGCUACCACUUUCAAUUCAGCCACUCUAAUUGUCGUGGGAGACGGAUUUAUCGGUCGUGGCAUCACCGUUAGAAACACCGCAGGGCCACAAAACCACCAGGCGGUGGCGCUUCGGAGUGGUUCCGAUCUCUCAGUUUUCUACCAAUGCAGCUUCGAAGGCUACCAAGACACACUUUAUGUCCACUCCAACAGACAAUUUUAUAGAGAAUGUGACAUAUACGGGACAGUUGAUUUUAUUUUUGACAAUGCGGCUGUGGUCUUUCAAAAUUGCAACAUUUACGCCCGUAACCCGCCUAACAAGACAAACACUGUGACCGCACAAGGUCGGCUACAUGAUCCAAAUCAAAACACAGGAAUAUCAAUCCAUAAUUGUCGUGUCAUGGCCGCCUCAGACCUAAAAGGGGCCACGGGGUCCGUUAAGACGUAUCUUGGCAGGCCAUGGAAGCAAUAUUCAAGGACCGUGUAUAUGAAAACAUUCCUUGAUGGUCUUGUGGAUCCUGCGGGCUGGAUGCCAUGGAGUGGAAACUUCGCGUUGGACACGUUGUACUAUGGAGAGUACAUGAACACGGGCCCGGGUUCAUCAACCACAAAACGAGUUAACUGGAAGGGCUACCGUGUGAUCACUAGUGCCACUGAGGCUGCAAAGUUCACAGUUGGAAACUUUAUUGCCGGUGGUUCAUGGUUGCCUGCGACCAACGUACCCUUCACUUCUGGACUUUAAUCCACUCGUUAGAUAUAUUACCUAUAUAGGUGACAUAUAUUGAAUUGGUUAUUAGUUGCAUGUUUGAAGCUCAAGAAUAAGUGAUCGGUUAUUCAAAA
Helianthus annuus (common sunflower) is the source of this 936-nucleotide messenger RNA. Its product is annotated as pectinesterase 2-like. Gene Ontology annotation, molecular function: pectinesterase activity; pectinesterase inhibitor activity. Gene Ontology annotation, biological process: cell wall modification. NCBI's taxonomy places the organism in Eukaryota, Viridiplantae, Streptophyta, Magnoliopsida, Asterales, Asteraceae. The record is from RefSeq and is a predicted model, not a curated record. Bases 56 to 838 code for a protein of 260 amino acids. The transcript is spliced from 3 exons.